GCUGUCUGGAAUUGAUAGCAUUUCACUGGGGUAUUUCCAGGCAGUAGAGAAAAGGCACUAGGACGGGGUGAGCUGGCCUGAGCACCACCAUCACCACCACCACUACCUACGCCACAGAGGACGGAGGAAAAACAGGACAAAAGAAAACAGUUAUGUAUUGGUGGUGGGUGACGGAGUCGGUGAAGCUCCCCUACCUGAUAAUGGUGGGGUUCAUCUUCACUGGCUUCUUCCUCUUCUGCGUCUGCUUCUGCAUCGAUACAACAGUGAAUAGUAGUAAGUACGAGAACUUGGUUGACGGGGGCAGCCACAGCAAGAAGAAGAAGAAGAAGAAGAAGGAGACAGGGAUGAAGGAAAGGACACAAGAUAUAGAGUUGGACACUUUUGGCCAAUCCUCCCCUCCGCCUUACACGCCAAGAGGUUUUAGAAUUGAAACUACCUGGGGAAGAGAGGAGGACGACAGCAGGAACACACCCCUGGUGCUGAGGGGGUCGGCAGCACCGUGGGAGGGCAAGGCGGAGGGGGGAGCGCGGGCGGAAGAGUGACAGGGGCAGUGUAACAUCGGGAAGCAGGGGUGGACAGAGUUCCUGGGCUUACGUCAACUUGGCUUUCGAGAAGGAUGCCGACCUGAUCCUCUCUCCGGGGACACUGAAGAAGAGGAUGGAGGAGGAGAACGGCGGCGGAGAAGGAGAGAAAGGGAGAGGAGACUUUGAAGAAAGGCGACACCGUGGAUAAAUUGAAGGACGUAGAGAGGGAAAAUGAGACGGGUGGAAAGUCAGGUGACACUGGAACUAGGAGAAAAAGUGAAGGAAGGGGAUGUUACUGGACUACAGACAUUUCGCGGCGUGAAAGGAAAUGAAGACACCGCCGCUCAGAGUGACAAGACCACAGGGGACAAGAGAAAGCAACACUUUGAGGAAGAAAAAGAUCUGGAUAAGCUCGAGUAGUCUGAAGAAGAGUUCCAGCGAGGGAGGCGAGAAGGGAGACGCUGCGAGGAGUGAGAAUGAGCGGGAUCGUGAACCUCUGGCAGAUGGUGAAGAGGGAGCUGAAGGAUUCCGACUGAAACACUUGACGAAGGAAUGGGACAACGACGUCAGGGGAGGAGGAAGUAAAGCAGAAGGAGGCGAAGGCAAAGACGAAGGAGAAGGAGAAGGUAAGACCGGUAGCAUCGGAAGAGGAAAGAAACAAACUAAACGUGAAAAUCAAGUGACAAAGCAAGAUGAGAAAGACAUAGACAGUGAGGGCGAGCAGAGUGCCUCACCAAGUCCCCGCAGAUCUCCAGUCCUCCUCUCCCGCUUUUCCACGUCCACCAAAUUACUGUUGCCUCAGGAGGAAGAGGAAGAGGAGGCUGAGGAGGCAAGCCGCGCAAGGACCCUGGACCGAGGCUACACGCACACACUCACCUUAGAGCGGAGGGGCGGCUGGCGGGAAGGACAAAUCACCUUCUUCGACGAGGGAAAGAAGAGGGAUUUUAAUUAUUUCUCUGCUCGAUAAUCUCUUCCUUGGUUCACUCUCCCUCUCCCUCGCCUUCCCUCCUCCCCCGCUCCCUCCAAUCCUGAUCUUUUAUUCAAUUUCUUUACUGGAUUUUUUUAUUUCUCAUCCCUAGGUACAUCUUCACUCAUUUUAAUUCGCCUUCUCUUGUACAAAAUUCCUCUCACUCUCUCCCUCCAUGCCUCUGAUUCUUUCCUUUUGUUUUUUGGCAUUUUCUCUCAUUUCCUGGUGUAAUUUCCUUCUUGUUUACCUUCACUACUUCUGGUUUCCUUUCUAUCUUGUACUCUGCUAUAUCUCUUUUCGCUUUUUUUUUUUUUUUUGUUAAUUUCUGCUUUCUUUAUUUUGUAUCCUUUCUCCUCUCGUUUUCCUUUACUUCUGUCAAGUGUUUCCUGUAUCUAAUCCCCCUCCUAGUACUUUAUCCUUUCUUUCUCAAACCCCUUUCCUGCUUAACUUCUCCGUUAUCCCUUCUUCCUGGUAAUUUCUCUUCUUCCAUCUAUAACUUUUCUCUCUAUCAUCUGUUCCUACUACCAUUCUACUUUUAAACCUUCAUUCCUAGUUUAAUUUCCAUUUUCACUUUUAACUCCAUCCCUCCCUGUCUCUCUAUUCUUUCCACUACACUGCUCUUCCUUUCCUCCUCUCCUUCCACCCUCUCUCCCUCCACUCCCUCUCCACCUCUAUCACGUGGACUGGACUCUCAUCUUUACCGUUGUGAGAGAAAAGAUUAACUCGUGUUACAGUUUAUAUGGAGAUUUUUAGAUAUGAAAACGACCGUGUAGAUUUUUCCCCCAGCUCCAGAUUAUCGAAAAAGUAGAAUUAUGUGAAUUUUGAAGUAGGUUUUAGAUUCCUCGUAUCCUUUCAGACAUUUAAUCAUCCUCUGUGACAUUUAUCUGGUAGUCUCAUUUUGUGUGUGUGUGUGUGUGCGCGUGCGGGGAUUAUUUUUAACUUUUUACACCACACUGCAUCUCUACACGUGUAUAUUUUAAUUGACUUGCAUUGAUUAGUUCAUUUUUUUCGUUGUAUUAAUACUUAAAGAAAAAAUAUUACCAUGAUA
Messenger RNA from Scylla paramamosain (green mud crab), 2539 nucleotides. RefSeq lists its product as uncharacterized. NCBI's taxonomy places the organism in Eukaryota, Metazoa, Arthropoda, Malacostraca, Decapoda, Portunidae. The coding region runs from base 153 to 542 and encodes 129 amino acids. The transcript is spliced from 4 exons. The record is from RefSeq and is a predicted model, not a curated record.